UUUGUGAUGUUUCUGAAAUUAUGUUAUGUUCGUUUAUUAGAAUGUAUUUAGUGCUCUAAUAUAAGUUAUCAACUUGCAUUGGAGUUGUCAAGAACGUUUAGGAACGUAACCACUUUAGCAACUGUUUCCGCGAGAUUUAUUAUUCGUACGCUACUUGGUACGUCGAUGUAUUUUGUCCGUGUACUCGACGGUACCUCGGGCGGUACUUUUUGUUUACAAAAUGGCAGACUUUCGAACUUCUACUCUCGAUUACUUCCCAGAGAACAUUUUAAUUGAUAUUUUAUCAUAUUUAGGUGUGCGAGAGCUCAUUAGAACUGGAAGGGUGUGUAAGAGAUGGAGACGACUUGUAAAAGACCAAAGACUAUGGCGAGCUGUUGAUUUGACUGCAUGGAAAGGGGUGACAUCGCGCAUGCUGUGGGUUCUUCUGCGCCAGUAUCUGGGCACUGGGCUCCGAUGCCUUCGGCUGCGUGGCCUGCUGCUCUCUGCAAGGGGUGGGGCCUUUCUCUCAGAGUCCUGGCUCAAGGCUCUGUCCUCCAGAUGCCCCCGUCUACGCAGUCUAUCCCUUCUGCAUGCAGACCUGAGGGGCUUGCGCAGUUGCCAACUCCUGCCUGCAACCUUGCAGGUCCUAGAAUUGCGUGGGUGUGAGCUUCCACAGGGCUUUUUUACACAGACUCCACCUAGUCCUGAGAAACAAGCUGGAACAGCAUCGACUGCUGCUGCUCAGCAACGGGGACGGGGCGGUCUGACUGGCAAAGUACCAGCCUCCACAUUAGGGAUCGCCAUUGAGACAGUGGUUCUCGAUAACGUGCCCUCCUUCACAGACCAGCACUUGCAGAGUCUGGCAUCUUGGGAAAAGCUAAGCCGUCUAGAGCUUCGCAAUGUCCUCCGGGUCACAGCAGAAGGCCUGAGGCGCAGUGCUGCCAAAGAGACUGAAUCAGGCUUAAAUGGGCUCAUUAGGCUGAAGUACCUGGAAAUUGGGCACUUUGGGCGGCCAGGCGCACAGCUGCAGAUGGCCUCACUGGGGCUGGGGGUUGGCUGGCUGGGCCUAGAGGAGCUAAGCCUGGGCGGUAAGGAGGUUGGACCAGGCCUGCUUUCUGCCAGCCGUCUGAGGGACCUAAAGCGGCUGCGCCUGAGAUGCUGCAAGUUGAGAGAGAUGCAGGUGCUACGGAGCUGCAGGACAUUGCGUGAGCUGCGCAGGUUGGAAUUCUGUGAGGUGUUCUUCCAGGUUUGCCCGAAGACACCUGAGGGGGAAGGGGAGAGGCAGGGAGAAGGGGAGCAGGGGAGGGAAGAUGCCUCAGAUGGUGGGGACGGGAGCAACGAUAAACUGGACGAGAAUGACCCCGUGCCAAGCCUUCGCCGUUCCCUUGCUGCUCUCCUGCCACAGUGUGCACUUGUGUUUACCAACUGCACUGUAACAAUAACCUCAGACUAGAUUUCGUAUUACUGGAUCUACUGUAUGUCACAAUAUGGUUCCAGUGUAGUAAAAUACAAACAUUCCUCUCACAACUGUAUUGAAUCGGUUUGCAAACAAUCACAUACCUUUUUUUAUUCACACACACAUUUUUCAAAAUAAGAUACCAAUUAUCCCAAUCAAAUUAUAUUUUCAAUACAUUUCACCUGUUGAACACAUUAUGCAAUUGACAGUUGCACAUAUAUGCAUGUGCAAUGACAUUUCAUAAUGUUCUUGAAACAUUUCACCUCAACAGCUACAUAAGCACCUGAUUCCUGUUCUGCAAUUAAAAAAAAAGUAAACAAAGCAAAAUGUGCAGCGCUGGUUAAACCUUUUCCCAAGGUUUCAGAUUUACACCAGAGCAGCACAGCAAUGACCAGUAAACUCUAAAAUGUACUGUAAGUGAAUACUUGCAUUUUCAGAAAGGUUUCAUACUUGAGUUUAUGUUGUGUAAGUUUUGUUACACAUUCUACCAUUAUGUCUACUAAAUGUGAGCAAGAGGCCAAGACAUAAAAUGAAUGCAGUCAAAGUCUGGGGGGAAGGAUAGUAAUAACCACAGCCAAAGCAACAUGUAUGUAUUCAUUUAGAAAUGGCAUUGUACACAUAAAACACCUUUAACCCUUUUACAUAUGAAACCCGUAUGGGCAAAUAUAACUGUACUGGUCAUGAAAUAUUAGAAUGGGAGAAUGGCACCACAUAUGUAUUCAGGAAAUAAUCAUUAAUGAAUACUUUUUUCAGCCAAACAUUUUUCUCUUUAUGUUUGUAAAUAAUUCAGAAAAUAAUAAAUCAGUGAUAUUGGGAUACAGUGAUAUGUUAGCUGGAAAUGUACUAUAUUAUAAAAUUAUCAACUUUACAAAUGAGUUUAACGUGCAUAAGAGAGAGAAGUAACUUAAAACAGAGAUAUGUUACAUAUCCAUAAGAAAAUAGCCUGACACAAUGAUUAAAAACAUUCUAGAUUCUUAGAAUAAGGCCUGCAAACAUAGUUAAAGUGAACGUAGGUGUGGAAUCUCAAAUUACUUUGUAUUAUGAAAGACUCAUCUGUAAACCAUUUGAAAUAAAAUAUUUUAAAACCA
Messenger RNA from Esox lucius (northern pike), 2523 nucleotides. RefSeq names its product F-box/LRR-repeat protein 12. Gene Ontology annotation, biological process: SCF-dependent proteasomal ubiquitin-dependent protein catabolic process. The transcript is spliced from 3 exons. Bases 221 to 1432 code for a protein of 403 amino acids. Gene Ontology annotation, molecular function: protein binding. NCBI's taxonomy places the organism in Eukaryota, Metazoa, Chordata, Actinopteri, Esociformes, Esocidae. Gene Ontology annotation, cellular component: SCF ubiquitin ligase complex. The record is from RefSeq and is a predicted model, not a curated record.